Messenger RNA from Myotis brandtii (Brandt's bat), 1934 nucleotides. Its product is annotated as zinc finger protein 582. Gene Ontology annotation, biological process: regulation of DNA-templated transcription. The transcript has 7 exons. NCBI's taxonomy places the organism in Eukaryota, Metazoa, Chordata, Mammalia, Chiroptera, Vespertilionidae. The coding region runs from base 1152 to 1934 and encodes 260 amino acids. The record is from RefSeq and is a predicted model, not a curated record.
AGGACCCGGGGACACCCGGCCACAGGGAGGGACCAGGCAUCACGGGGCCGGAGCAUCCAGGACCCGGGGACACCCGGCCACAGGGACCACGCCGCUCGGGAUGUGCGGAUCCAGGGCUCCCCUCGCUUCCACACGCAGAGGGGGCUUGCGAGAGAGGCAGCCGAUCAAUGAUUCUUCCUAGAAUGUCAUUCGAUCAAUGAGCUGCCGGGAGCGGAAGGGGACUUGGCCGAGAGGUCACCCCUGAACAGGAAACUCCUCCACGUCUCGUGUAAAACGUUUUUGCCGAUCUGGCAUCCCCAUGCUCGACAUUUAUUCCAACACAGAUCCAAUGUUUACAAUCGGUUAUCAGACAAACCCUUGAGCCUUUUUCCUCCCUCCAAGCCUUCGGGGGUCAUGGCUGCUCCACGGAAAUGCUGACUUCAUGGCGGAGACCAUUUUUUCCGCCCAAACAUCCUUUUACUCAAGUCACACACAACCGUCGAACGGUCCCAAUCAACGGCCGGGUCGGAACCAAACACGACAUUCACCGUCACAAGCAGCGCCGAACACGUGGUCACGGCCCCUCACACAGUCGCACCCGCAACCAGAGAGGCGAUCGCACGCGCACAGCACGCUCCACGCACCGGCUCUCACACAGCAACUCCCACCGCAGAACGCACUCCAUCGGGUUCCCCCGACGGGCGCACACGGGUACCGCCCACUGCGAAGCAUCGCGAGACCGGGCCUCGCGGCGCGCGGCAAUCUUUACAGCCUGGAGACUACGUUCCCCAGAAUACACUGCGGCGCCGGCCCAAUCGCUACGCCGCAUCGGCGCGGCUUUGUGCGUCUGCUCCAUCUUCCGGCUCCAGGCGACGAGUUCGCCGGUACCGACGAGAAAGCUCACCUGGGACAGCGCGGGGGGGCGCAGUCUCGGUGGCACUCGGACCCGAGAAGGCGGCAGCAGCUGUUCGUGUGCACACAGCUUCGCCUGCUGUGAUGUCUGUGCAGCGGCCUCUCUAUGAGCCGAUCAUGGAGCGUGGGACCUGCUUCAUCUAACUGGCCCCCUGCACCCACACUCCAUCUGUGGACUCAAGCUCUGCCCCCUCAGGACUCUGGCCUUCCCCGAGAGUAGCCGGGAGGAGGACCCCUCAGCCCAUGACAUUCCAAACGUCAUGUCCAUGGGGUCAGACCUGUUCAGGGAUGUGGCCGUCCUCUUCUCCCGGGAAGAAUGGGAGUGGCUGGCGCCUGCUCAGAGGGAUCUGUACAGGGACGUGAUGUUGGAGACCUACACCAACCUGCGCUCGCUGGAUCUCGCCAUUUCCAAGCCUGAUGUGAUCGCCUUCCUGGAGCAAGGCAAGGAGCCCUGGAGGGCGGAGGAGGCAGCGGCGGGAGGCCUGUGCCCCGGUGAGCGAGCCUCGGAGGCCAGGUCUGAGACUAAGGUGUCACCUCCAGAGCAGCCUGUUUGUGAAGGACAAGCGACCCGGUGGGCGAGACCAGAAAGCCUUCCGAGUUACGGUCUCGAGUGCUCGAGUCUCCCAGUUGACUGGGAGUGCGGAAGCCAGUUUGACGGACAGCGGGAGGAUCCAGAUGAACGUCUGAGUCACGUGAUCGUCCGUCCUGAAGAAAUGCCCCCUCUCAGCCCGCAGGCAUCCCUUACUUUCUGUGGGAAAGUCCAUCCAGGGGACGAGCCCUAUGACUAUGGCGAAUGUAGGGAAGCCUUCUGGCCAGAGGACUUCCUCAUUCGCCGCCAGGGAAUCCACACCAGCGAGAAACCCUAUCAAUGUAAGGAGUGUGGGAAGGCCUUCAAGUACGGCUCGCGCCUGGUUCAGCACGAGAACAUUCAUUCUGGCAAGAAACCCUACGAGUGCAAGGAGUGUGGGAAGGCCUUCAACUCGGGUUCAAACUUCAUUCACCACAUUCAGGAGCUUGUUGGCAUUAUCUUCAGUUUUUACUAG